AACUUCGAUAUUUUAAAAUAAUACGAUAGAGUGGUCAUGUUCAGAGGAAUUGUAUAUCUAGUCUUGGUAACCGUUGUUUUUGGAUUUCCAUGGUUUAGAAAUAAUAUUCCAAACGGAAAUUUAGUACCAGAUCCUUGCAACGGACAGACUGAUCAGAUAUGGCGAGGAGUAGGACACGACAAGGAACCAGGAGGAGGGGCUCGAAAUCAAUUUGGACUGGACUUUAAGACCGCUGGAUUUAAAUGGACAAAGGAACUGUGUCAAACAGAUUCAGACCAAGAUGGUCGUACAAAUGGACAAGAACUUGGAGACCCAGACUGCACGUGGAUAAAAGGCGGAACUCCUAGUGGGGCUGCAUCUGGUCACCCAGGUAUUUGUGAACCCCUGAAUGAUUCCAAAUGUGAAACAGUAAAUAAAGAUAUAAAAUGUCCAUGGAACACAGGAAAAUGAUGCAUAUUUGGUCAUUGUGUGUAAGAAUUAUCUCGGAAUAGAAGAGCCAAUAUUUAUUUGCAACGCAGCCUUUUUGUUAAAUAAAAAAAGUAAGCAUUUUUUUGCCGAAAACUU
Mytilus californianus (California mussel) is the source of this 564-nucleotide messenger RNA. Its product is annotated as temptin-like. Bases 37 to 450 code for a protein of 137 amino acids. The transcript is spliced from 3 exons. The record is from RefSeq and is a predicted model, not a curated record. Lineage: Eukaryota; Metazoa; Mollusca; Bivalvia; Mytilida; Mytilidae.